AGGCAACCAAAACUUCCCCCCUGCUUUGUCACCAGACUAUAAGUGUUGAGCUUCUGUUUUCUGUCGUCUGAGGCAGCUCAUUACCUGAAGGCAGAGCUCAAAGCCCUUGAGGAAAACGAUGAGCGUUGGUUUAUCGGUGGGGACAGGAAAACCACGCUGUCUCGUCGGGUUUGUUCCAGGCCAAUGACCCAAUAAGAAGCCUUGGUCUCCUGUGGUUGGUCCUGCCUGACACAUCAAACCUCCCUACGCCGCAGUGCAUUCAUUCUCCCAGAGUUAAGGACAUUAUGUGACACGUCUCCGUUUCUUGACUGGCUGAAUUUGACCGAGGCCACCAUGCAGGAGUGCCACACCGGACUGUGUCUGUCCGUCUAUGUCGUGACCUUUGUGCUGGGCUUCCCGGCCAAUGUCCUCGCCUUUUACACUUUUUGUAGGAAAGUGAGGCAAAAACCCACCCCGAUAGACAUCCUCCUCCUCAAUCUGACCAUCUCUGACCUCCUCUUUCUUCUCUUCCUGCCUUUCAAGAUGCAGGAGGUUAUGAACGAUAUGAUCUGGGACAUGCCCUACCCCCUUUGCCCCCUGUCUGGUUUCAUCUUCUACAUGACCAUCUACAACAGUACCUUCUUCCUCACUGCUGUUAGCGUUGAGCGCUACCUGGGUGUUGCGUUCCCCAUCCAACACUCCCUCAAACGGCGGCCUGUGUACGCUGUUGCUGCCAGUAUCUUCUUCUGGAUUUUCUCCAUCGCCCACCUGAGCAUCGUGUUCAUCAUACCCUUUAUCACCACAGAUUCAGAAGGCCCCCCAAAUAGCACAUCAACCCACAACGCCUCAAUUUUGUCUGCCUCCGUUGAAAAUAAAAGAAAUGAAGAGGUUUGUUAUGAAAAUUUCACAGAUGCCCAGCUGGAUAUCCUUCUGCCAGUCCGUUUGGAGCUCUGUUUGGUCCUCUUUUGCAUCCCGUUCCUGAUUUCCAGUUUUUGCUACAUCAACUUCAUCAGGAUCCUGUCCAAGUUACAUCAUAUUGAUCGGCGCCGGCGUCUGCGGGCUAUUGGCAUGGCUUUAGGAACACUGGUGGUGUUCGCUUUAUGUUUUGGCCCCUAUAAUGUCUCGCACAUCGUGGGUUAUAUCACAUGGAAAAGCCCGGACUGGAGAGACAAGGCCCUGCUGUGCAGCACCUUCAACGCUUGCCUAGAUCCUCUUAUUUUCUAUUUCUCCUCGUCAGCUGUGAGAGGGACUGUAGGUAGUGUGUUGGAAGAAGUUAAAAGCCACCUGCGCAGGUGCACGUCCUGUCACAUGUUCAGAGCCUUGAGAAUUAACAAGACUGCAAAAGAUAAGGAAAGCAAACAAGAGGAGACCAAUACUAUCUAAGCUGUCUGAAAGGGAGCUGUAAGCGGCUACCUUCACUAAUUUAUUUCUUCAUUCCUGGAAACAGGAAAUUAAUGCUGUUUAUGUUUUUACACUGGAGGAAAGGGUAGGACUUACUGUGUACAAUGCGACAUGUUUCCGUUUGCAUCACCUAUGAGUGACUUCCUUUUUGGAAAUAAACCAGCAAAAAGAAAACAAAAUAUCUGUAUUUAACAGGUUUGCUGCAAUGCAAAGUGUAAAUCCCCAGUGGAUUGUAACUGUCACAUUCAAAUGAGAAAUAUUUCUUCUAACAGCAGGAUUUAAUAAGGUCUGAAUUAAUGCUGUCAGGUGUUGUGGAAAGUUUUGUUUGAAACAUCACCAACAUGUAUAUCUAAGCAACAGCCAUGGACGUCAUCUCUGAGCAACAAGCGAUAAGGUUUUCCUUCCAGCUUUAACCAUGGACACAAUAUGCUGUUUGUUUGUAACAAAGCGGCUCUUGUGUAUUGUAUGAUG
Molecule: messenger RNA, 1851 nt
Organism: Sphaeramia orbicularis (orbiculate cardinalfish)
Lineage: Eukaryota; Metazoa; Chordata; Actinopteri; Kurtiformes; Apogonidae
Product: free fatty acid receptor 2-like
Exons: 2
Coding region: 334-1362 (342 amino acids)
Biological process (GO): G protein-coupled receptor signaling pathway; cellular response to fatty acid
Cellular component (GO): plasma membrane
Molecular function (GO): G protein-coupled receptor activity
Source: RefSeq, a predicted model, not a curated record